GUGCUAGCCAAGCAAACAAACAGUAAUUGAGCAGUACUGAGUUCAAAUUCCAGUAACACUCAGAAGAAAAAAAGCCACAGAUUCAAUAUGAUUCCUUAGUAUAGAGAGAUGGCUAUUAACUGUUUGAAGUAUUAUGUAUCUCCUUCCAUAAAUAAUGACAAGCGGCUUGUGGCUAGGCUGUCUUGCUCAUGUGUUUCUGAGCUGUUAGGUAGGGGGUAUCUAUGGAUCAACACAUAGAGGACUUAGGAAAAUCUUCUCAGUUGUCUCAUGUUAUUUAUCUUGAUACCUGGGAGUCAUAAGCAGCCAGACCUUUCCUUGUGUCUUACCUAUCUGUUUCUUUCUUUAUAAGCCAUGUAAAAAAUUAAAUUCUAUGAUUAUCAAAUUCACAAUGGCUGUCCACAAAUGUGGUUUAAAAAAUGGACAUGGUGAUGCCUCUUUAUAAUCCUACUACUCAGAAUGCUGAGGCAUCGGGAUCCAGAGUUUAAAGUCAGCCUGGUUUUGCACAGCAGGACCCUGUCACAAAAAAAGCAACCAUGAUUUAGUCUCUUCCCAAAUCCUCACUCAGUCUGUCUUUGAGAGGAAACCUCAAUUCACAUGCACCUUCAUUCAACAACUUUUAUGAGCACUUGCUAUUUGUUGGUCAUCAUGCUGUUGCCAGGGAAGCAUACCAAGAGAGAUGUCUUCCCAGUCCUCACUGAAUUUCGGUUUUGGAAAUUUCUUUAAAAGUGGUGAACUGCUGGCAACGUGGUGUGGCAGCCCCCCUUAUGCAGCCCCAGAAGUGUUUGAAGGGCAGCAGUAUGAAGGACCACAGCUGGACAUUUGGAGCAUGGGAGUAGUUCUUUACGUCCUUGUCUGUGGAGCGCUGCCCUUUGACGGACCCACCCUGCCGAUUUUGAGGCAGAGGGUUUUGGAAGGAAGAUUCCGGAUUCCAUAUUUCAUGUCAGAAGAUUGUGAGCAUCUUAUUAGGAGGAUGUUGGUUCUUGACCCAUCUAAACGGCUAACUAUAGCCCAAAUUAAGGAGCAUAAGUGGAUGCUCAUAGAAGUUCCUAUACAGAGGCCUGUUCUCUAUUCGCAAGAGCAAGAAAACGAGCCAUCCAUCGGGGAAUUUAAUGAGCAGGUUCUUCGAUUGAUGCACAGCCUUGGAAUAGAUCAGCAGAAGACCAUUGAGUCUUUGCAGAACAAGAGCUAUAACCACUUUGCUGCCAUUUAUUUCUUGUUGGUGGAGCGCCUGAAGUCACAUAGAAGCAGUUUUCCUGUGGAGCAGAGACUUGACGGUCGCCAGCGCCGGCCUAGCACCAUUGCUGAACAGACAGUUGCCAAGGCACAAACUGUGGGGCUCCCGGUGGCCAUGCAUUCACCAAAUGUGAGACUGCUGCGGUCUACCCCUCUCCCCCAGGCGCCCAACGUGGAAGCCUUUACAUUUCCAGCACCUGGCUGUCAAGCAGAAGCUGCCUUUAUGGAGGAAGAAUGUGUCGACACUCCAAAGGUAAAUGGCUGUCUGCUGGACCCCGUGCCUCCUGUCUUGGUGAGGAAGGGUUGCCAGUCACUGCCCAGCAACAUGAUGGAGACGUCCAUAGAUGAAGGGCUGGAGACCGAAGGAGAGGCCGAGGAAGACCCCAGCCAUGCCUUUGAAGCCUUCCAGGCCACGCGCAGUGGCCAGCGACGGCACACCCUGUCAGAAGUGACCAACCCCCUGGUAGUGAUGCCUGGGCCAGGGAAGCUUUUCUCCAUGAGUGACAACCCAUCCCUUGACAGUGUGGACUCUGAGUAUGACAUGGGAUCUGCUCAGAGAGACCUCAACUUUCUGGAAGACAACCCUUCCCUGAAAGACAUCAUGCUAGCCAAUCAGCCCUCACCCCGUAUGACGUCUCCUUUCAUCAGCCUGCGACCUACCAACCCAGCCAUGCAGGCUCUGAGCUCCCAGAAGCGUGAAGCACACAACAGGUCCCCCGUGAGCUUCAGAGAGGGCCGCAGGGCGUCGGACACCUCCCUCACCCAAGGAAUCGUAGCAUUUAGACAACAUCUCCAGAAUCUGGCGAGAACCAAAGGAAUUCUGGAGCUAAACAAAGUGCAGUUGCUCUAUGAGCAAAUGGGAUCUGACGCGGAUCCCAGCCUGGCACCAGCUGCUCCUCAGCUCCAGGAUCUUGCCACUUGUCCUCAGGAGGAAGCUUCUCAGCAGCAGGAAAGUGUCUCCACUCUCCCUGCCGGCGUGCACCCUCAGCUCUCCCCACGGCAAAGCCUGGAAAGCCAGUAUCUCCAGCAUCGACUCCAGAAGCCCAGCCUUCUGUCAAAGGCCCAGAACACCUGUCAGCUUUAUUGUAAAGAACCACCACGGAGCCUGGAACAGCAGCUGCAGGAACACAGGCUCCAACAGAAGCGACUUUUCCUCCAGAAGCAAUCUCAGCUGCAGGCCUACUUUAAUCAGAUGCAGAUAGCGGAGAGCUCCUACCCUCAGCCAAGUCAGCAGCUGCCCCUCGCCCACCAGGAGACGCCCGCGGCAUCCCAGCAGCCCCCGCCGUUCAGCCUGAGCCAGCCCUUGAGCCCUGUCCUGGAGCCCUCUGCUGAGCAGAUGCAGUACAGCCCUUUCCUCAGCCAGUACCAGGAGAUGCAGCUGCAGCCCUUGCCCUCCACGCCUGGCGCCCUGGCUCUUCCUCCGCUGCCCACGCAGUUGCAGCAACAGCAGCAGCCUCCACUCCCACCACCUCCACCCUCGCCACAGCAGCCGGGAGCUGCCCCGGCCCCAUUACAGUUCUCCUAUCAGACUUGUGAGCUGCCAAGUGCCACUUCCUCGGCGCCAGACUAUCCCACUCCCUGUCAGUAUCCUGUGGACGGAGCCCAGCAGAGUGGCCUCUCGGGCCCAGACUGCCCCCGGAGCUCAGGACUGCAGGACGGCCCCUCCAACCCGCUGGCCCUCCCUGACCUACCUGGACUUUUUGAUUGUGAGAUGCUAGACGCAGUGGAUCCACAACACAAUGGAGUGGCUUGUCCUAUCAGCAGAUGAAUGCAUUUAAAACAAGCAUCUUCCUUAAAGCACAAGAAGACAGAUACUACACACUGAUGCUGCAUCUAGAAACACCUUUCAGUUGCCUUUCCUCUUUGUAGUGAGUGUCCAGGCAGGGAGGGGAGCGUGGGGCGUCUCCAGAGCGCCGCUGUGGCCCCCCAGUCCAGCCCCUGCCCGUGCUGGUGACUCGAGCAGCCCCGUGGCUGGCCAGAGACUGGCUCGUCUCCAGGGGCGCCCCACGGUGCCAGGCUGCUUCCCAAAGGCCUUCUGCUUGGAGUUGGGCUCCGGAUGGCGACGGGAAAGGGUAGCAGGAGAGACUGUCGGUUUACGAUUUCGUCACAAUGAAAAUCCAGAAAGAAUGAAUUGUGUUCCUUUUAUGGGUUGUUGAUUCCUCCUCAUGCUUAAGACUGAUGAUUUCGUGCAAUUCAGACCAUCGCUUCGCUCGGGAGAUCAUUUCAUUGAGAUCUUUAAUCUGUCUAAGUCUGUGCGAAGUAAGCCAGUUAUAAACCAGGCCUUGGUUUGUUUAGACUGAGGAGGAAGCUCUCCGGAAUCACACUGCAGACAGGCCAUGGCAUUGACGAAAUGAACCGGCCUUCCACAUCCCAGGUGGGCUGCGCAGCCCAGGACUGCAGGAACGGCCCGGUUGCCAUGGUGCCACAGCUCCCGCCCCCCCCCCCCCCCCCAGAGCCCAGGAGACCUAGGCAGAUUGACAACCAUUUUGUGACGCCUGAGGGGACAUGGAGAGGCUGCCGCCCCCAGCCCUGGCCCAGCCGUAGUGUGGACCAGCACCGAGUGAAGCCGCAGCCCCUCCUGCCGGAAUCCCGCCGCCAGCUCCUGCCUCCCAGUUCAAGCGAGAUCACUGAGGUCCAUCACUACCUGCACUGCCUGCAGAGCCAGGCUCUGGCUCCCACCCGGUGACCCAGGGAAGCUUCUGAGCCGUGGGCACCGCGCGGAGGCCGCGCUGCGGACACGGAGCUGCCCAGCGGCCCGCUCCCUGGGCGGCGUGCACACGGCGGGUGACAGGUGGGUGCCAGCACUGCCCGAAAGCCAGCCUGCCCCGAAAACACUUGGGUGAGAUGAACAGUGAGGUAAAAAGUUCGUUCAGCAAAAAGCGCAGUCUGUGUGGUACUGUUUUCUUUUGGCUGGUUGGUUGGUCUUGAAGUCCGGGGUGUUGCGGCGUUGGGGGAAAUGCAGCCAUUGUGCGAUUCCCAGCCGAGCAGCGAGGCGAACACAGCCCCGCCGGCCCUGGGCCACCUGCACGGGGAAAGGGCCUGCUGUCCGUGCCUUGCCGGCUCUGCACACCACCCCCCCGGGGGAGGACGAGGCCGGGAGGGCGAGGGGGGCGGCUGCAGGGCUGUCCACGGAUCUUCUGCCCAGACCCUGCCUCGCAACCCAGCCCACUGUACCACGGCCCCUGCUGACCCCACCCUGCCCUGC
Molecule: messenger RNA, 4438 nt
Organism: Perognathus longimembris pacificus (Pacific pocket mouse)
Lineage: Eukaryota; Metazoa; Chordata; Mammalia; Rodentia; Heteromyidae
Gene: Sik2
Product: salt inducible kinase 2
Exons: 13
Coding region: 677-3001 (774 amino acids)
Biological process (GO): intracellular signal transduction; protein phosphorylation; microtubule cytoskeleton organization
Cellular component (GO): cytoplasm
Molecular function (GO): ATP binding; protein serine/threonine kinase activity; tau-protein kinase activity
Source: RefSeq, a predicted model, not a curated record